This is a messenger RNA of Melozone crissalis (California towhee), 2235 nucleotides long. It is a transcript of the gene ERI1, whose product is annotated as exoribonuclease 1. The record is from RefSeq and is a predicted model, not a curated record. Gene Ontology annotation, cellular component: cytoplasm; nucleolus. Gene Ontology annotation, molecular function: nucleic acid binding; 3'-5'-RNA exonuclease activity. Lineage: Eukaryota; Metazoa; Chordata; Aves; Passeriformes; Passerellidae. Gene Ontology annotation, biological process: exonucleolytic trimming to generate mature 3'-end of 5.8S rRNA from tricistronic rRNA transcript (SSU-rRNA, 5.8S rRNA, LSU-rRNA). The coding region runs from base 28 to 1041 and encodes 337 amino acids. The transcript has 7 exons.
CCCGCCGCGGUUCCCGCCGCCGCCGCCAUGGAGGAGCAGAAAGAGAACAGCCCGCAGGCCGCCUGGGACGAGGCGGCGGCUGCUCCUGCAGCCCGCCCGCCGGGUAGACAGCAUUGUAGGAUCAGUGAUCAAGAAACUAAUGGCAAAACCUCAGCUGCCAGUUCAAACGACUUCAGCGAUCCGAUUUACAAAGAAAUUGCUAUAACCAAUGGUUGUAUCAACAGAAUGACCAGAGAAGAGCUCAGGAGUAAACUCGCAGAGUUCAAGCUUGAAACCAGAGGAGUGAAAGAUGUACUGAAAAAGAGAUUGAAAAACUAUUAUAAGAAACAGAAGCUGAUGCAGAAGGAACACAUUAGUGGAGACAGCUGCUAUGACUACAUCUGUGUUGUUGACUUUGAAGCAACUUGUGAAGAAGGAAAUCCGCCUGAAUUUGUUCAUGAAAUAAUUGAAUUUCCUGUUGUCUUGGUAAACACACGUACCCUGGAAAUAGAGGACACCUUUCAGCAAUAUGUGAAGCCAGAGAUUAAUCCCAAGCUUUCAGACUUCUGCAUCAGUCUGACAGGAAUAACCCAGGACAUUGUUGAUAAAGCUGAUAUUUUUCCUCAAGUUCUGCAGAAUGUCGUAGAGUGGAUGAGACAACGAGAACUGGGAACAAAGUACAGCUAUUCCAUGUUGACUGAUGGAUCUUGGGACAUGAGUAAAUUUUUGAACAUCCAGUGCCGUAUAAGCCGUAUCAAAUACCCUUCUUUUGCCAAAAAGUGGAUCAAUAUUCGCAAAUCAUAUGGGAACUUCUACAAGGUUCCUAGGAAUCAGACCAAGCUGACAAUCAUGCUUGAAAAUCUGGGCAUGAGUUAUGAUGGGAGACCUCACAGCGGACUUGAUGACUCUAAAAACAUUGCAAGGAUCGCCAUAAGGAUGCUGCAGGACGGCUGUGACCUGCGGGUGAAUGAGAGAAUUCACGGUGGACAGCUGAUGACAGUCUCCUCCUCAGGCCCCUUAGAGGGAGCCCCUGCUCCACAGAUGCCCCGCUGCAGAAACUAGCAAAUCAGGGCUCUGCCCCGGGGGCUGCCCUCACAUACCCGCUAAAGACUCCAGAGCUUGUUAAAUGGGCACCUCUGCCAGCUUGUCUGCCGUGCAGAAUCCUAAAGCACCUUAACUAAUCAUCUCUGUUGAAAUAAAGAGGAGCAUGGAAGCUGUUUGUCCUUUGAAGCCUAUUACAGCAAUUUCUUUUUGUACUGGUGACUUCUGCUAGCAGUGAGGUUGAUAUCUGGAAUCCAGACAAAGUGUUAAGCUUUUAAGAAGGUGUAAUUUGAACACCUGCUAAGAGGGAUUGGGCCUGUGUGCUGCUGUACCACCCCAGCCUGUGGGCAGUAUUUGUUCACUGUGAUGUACUCCAAUGGUAUCCAGCAUCUAUCUGCUUAUUCAUUGCACACAAAUAAGCCAUUCCUGGAAGAACUGAAAGAGCAGUGGUUGGGCUGGCCCUUCCUGAUGAGGCACUCUGCUAAGGGUUCCUAACAUUGUUUUUUAUUUUUUACAAAGUCUAGGAGAAAUGGGUGUGCAUUCAUCAGCUCUAAAGCAGUAGAGGAGUACUCUGUUGUUUGAGGUUCUUCUUUCAGGGAUAUGUUUGUCUGCUUCCCCAUCAAAUGGAAGAUCUGAGUGUUGAAUAAAAAUUUCAUUAGUGUAGAAUGAUGGUAUCUUUCUAUUGUUUCUUUAGAUUUCCACUCUAAGGAUCCCAUCUAUUCCUGCAAAGCUGCCCUUCAUUGAAUGUUGUUUUUAGACACCAUCAGCCAUUUGCACUUAAAAAUGAGUGAAGUAAAAAGUAAGUUCAAAACAUGCCAAGUUAUCAAAAUUUCAUGCUCUGUGAUUAUUACAUAAAACAAAACAAGAAGCUUCUCAUUCAUGGCUAAAGACGUGUUCCGCUAGUUUUGGUAUCUUCUUGUGCUUCUGCCACCAUGGAGCUAUGCCUUUAUUACAAAAUCUAGCAUUGGAGGAUUAAUAUGAUUUUAUUGUUAAAGGCCACAGUUAAUUACUAGCAACUUCUGCUUACUCCCCAGGCCUCAGAUAAGAUGAUAUUCAAAGGAGGCCAAAGUGCUAAUUUGCUUUGUCUCUGAGGGCUGUUACAAAGUGCACCAUUAAUGUGAUCAACUUUGCAUUAGAAUGGUUGUUCUGAAAAGUGGAAUAAUGUAUUUUGGUUGCUCUUGGUUUGAAAAAAAAAUAAAAUUUGCUAUCCCUGUA